This is a messenger RNA of Acyrthosiphon pisum (pea aphid), 645 nucleotides long. RefSeq lists its product as uncharacterized. Gene Ontology annotation, biological process: DNA replication. Gene Ontology annotation, cellular component: replication fork. NCBI's taxonomy places the organism in Eukaryota, Metazoa, Arthropoda, Insecta, Hemiptera, Aphididae. The transcript is spliced from 5 exons. The coding region runs from base 1 to 645 and encodes 214 amino acids. The record is from RefSeq and is a predicted model, not a curated record.
AUGGUAUCUGUUGGUAUCACCAUAUGCUAUAUACUACCCUAUGGAAUUUUUAAAUUCUUUAGAAGUAUCAGUCUUACCAUCUCAUAUAUAACGUUGAAAAUUGGAGCACCAAUAAUAGUCUUACGAAAUCCGCCUAAAUUAUGCAAUGGAACUCGAUUCUGUGUAAAGACAUUAAAGAAUAAUAUAAUUGAAGGUAUUAUAUUAACAGGAUGUGGAAAAGGAGAACAUGUUUAUAUCCCAAGAAUACCUCUUAAACCAAGUGAUACACCAUUUGAAUUUGAAAGAUUACAAUUUCCUCUUCCUGUAAAACUUGCCUUUUCUAUCACUAUUAACAAAUCUCAAGGACAAUCACUAAAAACUACAGGAGUUUAUCUUGAUACGGCACGAAUUAAAAACAAAAUAUCAGUCAGAAAAUUCAAAAGAAAUGGAAAUGAAACUAAAAUCUUCAAUUUAGAUAUUAUAGAUAAUAGCGGAGAAAUAAGAUGCGCUAUAUUCGGUGAUAAUGUUGGAAAAUUGUAUGAUAUUUUUCAGAUAUCAUUAACAUUAAGUUCGAACAACUAUUGUUAUUAUAAACCUGAAAUACCAGAACAAAAAGAUCUCGAAAAAUGGUAUAACACAAAAGGAAAUGAUAUCAACGAAAAUUAA